This is a messenger RNA of Gossypium raimondii (Peruvian cotton), 2435 nucleotides long. RefSeq names its product CBS domain-containing protein CBSCBSPB1. NCBI's taxonomy places the organism in Eukaryota, Viridiplantae, Streptophyta, Magnoliopsida, Malvales, Malvaceae. The record is from RefSeq and is a predicted model, not a curated record. Bases 415 to 1893 code for a protein of 492 amino acids. The transcript has 15 exons. Gene Ontology annotation, molecular function: protein binding.
CCUCCUUUUGCGAAAAUUGGAAAACCUCACAAUAUUCCCGUAAAAUGGGAGGAAUUUCAGUUAAAAAUAAUUCCCACGUGGCAAAUCUCAUUGGUUUCCCUUCCCUACCUUUCUCAUUCUUAUAAUCAUCGUCCAAUUCGUUUUUCUUUCUUUUUUCCGCCCGGUGCAUUUUCCGGGAAAAAUCCAAUUUUCCCGACCGACGACGAUUUUCCUUUCUUUUUAAUUCUAAACACUUCCCCGCGCUUUUUUUGAACCCGAGAGUCCUCAUUUUUUUUUUCUAAUUUUUUCUUCCUGAAUCUUUUGAUUUUGCCGCUUCACCUCAUCUCAUUUUCGUUUAAUCAAUAAAUCAACCUGAAAUUUUAAAGGUUCGAUUGGAAUUGAAAAUCAAAUAAGCUUCUCAUUCUGGGUUUGAAGAUGACAAGUUACAGCGGUUCGCCGAGGCGGAAUAUUUCAAGGUCAAGCUUUUCAUCAGCGAGGAGAAAAGCAUUGGAGAAUGGACGUUCCGAUUCUGUACGGAAACUCUUACCAUCUCCUCGUCCUACGGGACUUGCUGGAGAGCGUACUGUGAAGAAGUUGAGGCUCUCAAAGGCCUUAACGGUACCAGAAAGUACCACCAUUUAUGAGGCCUGCCGGAGGAUGGCUGCUCGUAAGGUUGAUGCUUUAUUGCUUACUGAUUCUAAUGCAUUGCUUUGCGGGAUUCUCACGGACAAGGACAUAGUAACAAGAGUGAUUGCUCGGGAGCUUAAUAUGGAGGAAACACCAGUUUCUAAAGUAAUGACAAAGAACCCGGUAUUUGUUCUUUCUGAUACUCUUGCUGUGGAGGCACUCCAGAAGAUGGUGCAAGGAAAAUUUAGACACUUGCCUGUUGUACAGAAUGGGGAGGUCAUUGCUUUGCUUGAUAUAGCUAAGUGUCUGUAUGAUGCUAUUGCUCGAAUGGAAAGGGCAGCUGAAAAGGGAAAAGCUAUUGCUGCUGCUGUUGAAGGUGUAGAAAAGAACUGGGGAACAUCUUUCUCUGGUCAGAAUACAUUCAUUGAGACACUUCGAGAGCAAAUGUUCAGGCCCUCACUGUCUACAAUAAUUGCAGACAAUCCAAAGAUUGUAAUAGUUUCACCAGAUGACACAGUUUUAACGACUACAAAAAAGAUGCAAGAAUGUCGAAUAAACUCUGCAGUUGUGCUUGUUGAAAAUAAACCCCGGGGGAUUCUAACAUCAAAGGAUAUAUUAAUGCGGGUAAUAGCACAAAAUCUGCCUCCAGAGACCACUUCAGUGGAACAGGUUAUGACUCCUAACCCAGAAUGUGCAACACUUGACACACCAAUUGUUUCUGCUUUGCAUACCAUGCAUGAUGGCAACUUUUUACACCUACCUGUGCUAGAUAGAGAUGCAGAUGGAGAACUAGUUUCUAUUGUUGAUGUGAUCGAAGUUACUCAUGCCGCUGUUGCUACAGUAAGUCAAGUUGGGAAAAAUUUUGGAGUCAAUAAUGAGGCUGCCUCAACAAUGGUGCAGAAAUUUUGGGAUUCUGCAAUGGCCUUACCUCCCAUUGAAGAUGAGGAUGAGACAAGAAGUUAUAGUUCAUUGAAGUUAGCUUCUGAAGCAGCAGAGACAGAGAGAUCACUUCCCUAUCCUUCAUCCAAUUUUCCAUUUACAUUUGGUUUCAAAAUACAAGAUAGAAUGGGCCGAAUGCAUAGAUUUACAUCUGAUACACGUAGUUUGACGGAUCUAAUAACUGCAGUCCUUCAGAGGUUAGGGGAUGACAGAGAUAGAGAUAGUGUGCCUCAAAUCCUGUAUGAAGAUGAAGACCAUGACAAAGUUGUAUUGGCAUCGGACAAUGAUCUUCAAGUGGCCGUGGAGCAUGCAAAAUCAGUUGGUUUGAAGAUUCGAUCCAAUACAUGAAAAUCUGCAGCUUAGCAUGUCUGGAAGCACAGGAAACUGUUCUUUUGCUGCUAUUAUUAUAUAUAGGUGAAGGUACCUAAGUGGUCCCUUUAUUGUAGGGACUUGAUCAAAUUAGUCUAUUACUAAAUAGAUCAAUUUAGUCCUUAUACUAUUAAAAUGAAUCAAAUAAAGCCAAAUUGGAAUAGAGUUUACAUUUAUUGUUUAAAAAAUAUCAUUUAUUGUUUAACGGAGUUAACAUUUUAAAAGUUUUUAUGAUUUUGCAAAUGAAAUUUUUUGUUUAGAAUUGAACUGCAAUUGAGAAAAAUAAUUGUCAAGACAUUUCUAUGCAGUAAUGUUAACACUGUUAGAAUUUGGAUUUAUUUGAUUCUUUUUAAUAGUACAGGGACUAAAUUGAUCCAGUCCCUAUAAAACAGGGACUUUCCAGGUACUUUAAACAUUAUAUAUCACAUAUUGUUUUGAAACUUAAACCUGAUAUGAUAGUAAUAAAAAACUUCAUUGGUUUUUUUAUAGUUCGAUUAAGUUUAGAAGACAUCUUAUCAAUG